AUGACUGUUUGUGAGUUCUUUGUAUCAAGCCAAGGCUGCAGUUUUGGUGCCAGCUGUCGGUUUGCUCAUAUUUCUAUUCCUGAGCAACCAGUCUUGACUGCUAGCACUUCACACUCUAGACAGAGGAGCAAUCAACCAUCACUUGAUACAGGCAAUGGUUCUGGUUCAAGAAAUCGACGACCAAGGCUAAAGAACGCAAAGAAUCCUCAUCAUUCAAACCAGGUACAUCAGCAAGGCAGUACUGCUUCAUCUCUAGAACCCCUCCAACCAAAACAACAGUCUGGCCGUUCUUCCAAUUUGCCACAACACAAUUCGCAAUCUGAUGAUGUCAAUCAAGGGCAGCAAUCAGUGUCUAGGUCAUUCAGCAGGGGUUCAGAUCAAACUUUAAAAGGGAUUGCCACAGCUGCAUCAGGUAGUAACUCUCAAUCAGGAUCGGUGGAUACUCACAAUAUGGAUCAACAAUCUGUAUCUUUUGAAAAACAAACCCAGCAUCAGCCUGGUAAAAGUAAAUCUGGCAAACAAAAGGGCAACCGUCGAAAUAACAACAUCAAACCUGGAAAGCAUCAGUCUAAUCUAGACAGUUCCAACAAAGUAUCUGAUUCUUUAGCUCAGACCGAGUCUAAAUUAGCAGCUGUAAAACUGGUUCCUCAGCAGCGACAUCCUCUGCCAUCCCGACCUGCAUUUCCACGACCCACUCCAAAGUCUCUUCAGGAUCGACUCAACGAAACAACCGAUCCGAUCGAUCGAAUACAUAUUCUACGCAAUCUGGAACUUUCUCAACUCGAACGUCGAUUUCGUUCGUCAGGAUAUAUUCAAAGCACUGCAGAUCAAACCCUAAACAGCCAGCAUACUACUAUUCAUUUUGAUCUUGUUCCCACUGAUCCCGACUUUCCGUACGAUCUCACUGCGUUACAUGUUAGUAUGCUGAUUCCUGAUCUGUUUCCAACUGACCGUGCAUGUCGAUUGGUUGUACAAAACAAAGAGAUUCCUGCUCAUUUUUGUCAUAAUAUUGAACGUGCUUGGUUCAAAAAAGUCAUGGCGUGCAAACUGAGCUUGUUGGAUUUAGUCAAUUGGCUUGAUCAAAAUUUGGAAGGUUUAUUUAUUGAACGUGAUGAUACCAUCAUUACUUCGUUUCGAAACAAUAGUGGUGGCGGUUCGCAGACACAAGGGGCAACAGUUCAAGACAAAAAUAUUGACUCAACCGCUCAAGAUGAAAUAACCAAACAGGAUAUGGACAACAGUGAAUCUGACGACAGCGAUGAAGGCAGUGCAGAUGGAGACGGAAAUGGAGAUGGAAAUGGUGGUAUUCAUGCUCAUGAUGGAGCUGGGGAUACUGAUGAUCUGCUAGAAUUGAAGGAAGCAUCUUUGUCUGAUUCAGACUCUUCUCUACAAUCCAAAGCUGAUUUGACCAGUACUGAUAUUGCAACUUCAGAAUCCAAUUCUACUGGUAUCUACACUGCCAGCCCACAAAAACGUGGAACUCAAAUUCGUCUUUUGGAAUCCCGACUUGACAACAUCUCACUCUUGCAUUGCACAUCGAUUACAGUAACAAUCCGCUGCACACGAUGUAGGGACACGGCCCAGGUUUCAAAUCUAUUGGCUUCAUUGGUAGAAAACCACCCAGAUUAUCAUUUUACUUGUUGUAAAACAUGUCAAUCUGCCAUGUCUGUUGCGUUUCGUCGUGACUUUAUGCACGAGUCUUCGCAGUGCUUGGGAUACCUUGACUUGCACGAUUCAACAGCGUUUGAUUUGGGACCAAGUGUAUAUAUUGCCACAUGUACCUCAUGUAACGCGGAGCAUACGUUCAAAAGCUUACCAACACUCACAACGGUGACUGUACAUUGCCGAUCUUGUCAUACUGCUCUUACGAUUCAACUCGGACAAGUGAAAUUCACAUUGGUGGGUGGUGGAACCACUACUGUACUGCAACCCAAUUAUAAACAGCUUCACAAGCGUGGUCUUGCUGAAAAGAAAAAACUGCUUCAAUUGGGUAUAUCGUUUGGAUCACCCUUGCCGCUUAACGGAGCAAGCUGUGCUCAUUUUAAAAAGUCAUAUAGAUGGUUUCGGUUUGGAUGUUGUGGUAAAAUAUACCCCUGUUCAGUAUGUCAUGAGAAGCUCAAGGAAGAUGGACAUGAAAUGAUUUGGGCAACCAAACAGUUUUGUGGAUUUUGUUCGAGGGAGCAAGUGUAUUCACCUACCAAACCCUGCGUUUCAUGUGGAAAGGAUCUUACCAAACGCAGUAAUGGAAGUGGUUUUUGGGAGGGUGGUAAAGGUACACGAGAUCAACUCAAACUGAGUAGUAAGGACUCGAGAAAGUUUCGAGGAUUGGGCAAGACGAUCAGUAAUCGAGCCAUGAAUAAAGCCAAGUCGUGA
Messenger RNA from Batrachochytrium dendrobatidis JAM81, 2373 nucleotides. RefSeq lists its product as uncharacterized. The record is from RefSeq and is a predicted model, not a curated record. The transcript has a single exon. Gene Ontology annotation, molecular function: zinc ion binding. Bases 1 to 2373 code for a protein of 790 amino acids. NCBI's taxonomy places the organism in Eukaryota, Fungi, Chytridiomycota, Chytridiomycetes, Rhizophydiales.